AUGUCACGGCGUAUCAUCCGUCUCUCCAAGCUCUCUUCUCGGAACAACAAUGUUUUCAUCCAAAAGUGCGUUCGCUUUUUCUCCACCGGCCCGUACUUGACACUCGGUUGCAACACUGGAGAUGUCCUCUUGUUUGACCCGGCCAAAGAACAGAUAGUGACUCUCCACGGCAAAACAAUACCUAAAGAGCUCAAGGACGAAGAAAUGAUUGGAGCUUCUCAUGGAUGGGUUUUUUUCUCUGACCGGCGUGAUCGUAUGGUACGUGUCAGCGACAUUUACAAUCCUUUUGCAUCCAAAUCAAACCCUACCGUGAUUCCUCUGCCUUGUCUUACCGAUCUUCCCUGUGAACAAAUCGAACAAGUAUGUAACGUAGCAAUGUCGUCUUCCUCCCCUCUCGAGAAAGACUGUCUAGUGGCUAUCAAGUUUUCAGGUGACCAGUUGAGUCUAUGCAGGCCCGGUCGUGACCUUGAGUGGAUUAACAUCUUAACCCCUUUCCACUGCUGUGAAAACUCAAAUCUCAUCAGACCCCGCGCUGAGCUCCAUGAGUUGGUCUAUCGCGGCCCUCCAGAGAUGGACCAGUCCGAGUGGGAGGUCUUGAGUUCGUGCUCCAGGAGGGAAUACCUUGUUGAGUCAUCCUCUAGUGAUGAACGUUACCUAGUCAAAUGGUACGCGCAUGGCUUCUACUCAUCGGUGUUAAAAGGAAUUGAUUACGAAACAAAGAGGUUCAUGGUGUUUAGUGAGGAGGAGACUACCGAGGGAAAAAUCAUGUGUUACACAGAGGACAUUGGAGAUAUGUGCAUUUUCAUUGCAAGUAACGAGGCUUUCUGCAUCCCGACUAGCUCAUGCCCCGGUCUGAAACCUAGCACCAUCUAUUUUAUGGGACGUGGCUUUGGUUCUUACGAUCUCACUACCGGAGACACACAUCAUUACAAAGCUCCCGGUGGUGUUAUCACCACUCCUUACUGGCUUCCUCCAUUUUCUAUGUAG
Molecule: messenger RNA, 987 nt
Organism: Brassica oleracea var. oleracea
Lineage: Eukaryota; Viridiplantae; Streptophyta; Magnoliopsida; Brassicales; Brassicaceae
Exons: 3
Coding region: 1-987 (328 amino acids)
Source: RefSeq, a predicted model, not a curated record